AUGGAGAAGAUGUUGGUAGUGUCGAACUGCACUGAGGAGCAGAAAGUUCUUUUCACCACCUUCAAACUGGUAAGAGAGACUGAACGGUGGUGGCAUGCGAUGAAGCUAUUGGAAGAACAGCGAACAGUACCUAUAGCAAUGACCUGGGGUCGUUUCAAGCAGGAGGAAGAAUUUUUCAACCUGACUCAGGGGCGUCUCACUAUUCAGCAGUAUGCUGCUAAAUUUUUGGAACUUUCCCGCUUCGCACCUUCCAUGGUUUCAGAUGAAUACCAAAAGGCAAGGUGGUUUGAAAGCGGUCUGAAUAAGAGGAUUCACGAGCAUAUGGUGUGUUUGCAGAUUCAAGAUUUCGCAAAACUGGUGGAAAAAACUACUGUUGCAAAGUCAAGUCUGCAGAGAGGUGCAGAUGUGUUAAAACGAAGAAGGAGACCCAUGUCUCCCUGCUCCCAAACAAAUGUCAGACAAGGCUCAUGA
Malania oleifera is the source of this 471-nucleotide messenger RNA. RefSeq lists its product as uncharacterized. Lineage: Eukaryota; Viridiplantae; Streptophyta; Magnoliopsida; Santalales; Ximeniaceae. The coding region runs from base 1 to 471 and encodes 156 amino acids. The record is from RefSeq and is a predicted model, not a curated record. The transcript has 2 exons.